Frankliniella occidentalis (western flower thrips) is the source of this 1203-nucleotide messenger RNA. RefSeq names its product exosome complex component MTR3 (gene Mtr3). Gene Ontology annotation, biological process: U4 snRNA 3'-end processing; poly(A)-dependent snoRNA 3'-end processing; rRNA catabolic process. Gene Ontology annotation, cellular component: cytoplasmic exosome (RNase complex); nucleolus; nuclear exosome (RNase complex). The transcript is spliced from 5 exons. The record is from RefSeq and is a predicted model, not a curated record. NCBI's taxonomy places the organism in Eukaryota, Metazoa, Arthropoda, Insecta, Thysanoptera, Thripidae. Bases 212 to 1072 code for a protein of 286 amino acids.
UGUAGUCUCCAAUCGUAAAUUGGUUAAAUUUGUUUUGUGUUAUAUUGGCACAAUGAGUUUAGUUUUCCCACCGACCACUGUAGCGCUAGUGUAUUGUGUAUUUGUUUUCUGCUUGUGCUCCAUGCUUGAACUAGGUUAUAGCUAAGCUAGAAAACCAUUUUUCAAUUUGUAUAUUUUCGUCGACAACCUUUCCGAAUAUUAGUAAAAAAAUAUGCCAACCGAUAACCGACGAAUUCAGGGGCCUGAGAUUUCAACUCCCUAUUGUGUAUUUGGAAGUUCGACUGAAAACGAGGAUGAAGAUGGUUGUUUCAAGUCCACCGAUCCCUUGUCAUCAACUCGCAAAGAUGGAAGAGCUCUACUGGAGCAUAGGAAAAUUUAUAUGAAGACUGGUGUUGUAAGCCAAGCUAAAGGUUCCGCUUACAUUGAACUUAACAACACCAAAGUUAUCUGCUCAGUAUUUGAUCCCAGAGAAAUUCCUAAUCGCGUUGAAUACAGUCAACAUGGUGAAUUAUUCUGUGUAUUAAAGUUUGCCCCAUUUUCGUGUACUACCAGACGGUCCCAUCAACAAGAUGCUGAGGAAAAGGAAUUGAGCCUCAAUCUGAAGCGAGCACUGGAACCUGCUGUUUGUCGUCAUGAAUUCCCAAAUUUUCAAGUUGACAUUUACGUCCUGAUCUUGGAAAGUGAUGGCGGUUCUCUGGCUGCUUCAAUUACUUGUGCAGGACUUGCUUUGGCUGAUGCACAUGUACCAAUGUAUGACCUUGUGACUGCUGCCUCUUUGGGUGUUGCUGGGGAUGUGUUGAUGAAAGACCCAUCAGAAGAGGAAGAAAAACUUUGUAGUCAACAUUUUGAGCGGAGUAAUCUGAACCAUGGAUUAAUAACUGUGUCAUUAAUGGGUGCACACACUCAAAUUACUCAAGUUUGGCAGACAGGAUCCAUGACAACAACUUGUGUUUCCGAAUCACUUACACAUUUAAUUCAGUCGUGUGAAGAAACAUAUCCUAUUGCACAGCGAUGUUUGGUAAAGAGUGUUGUUGAUACAAUUUCUAAAAAGAAGGUUCCAGAGCAGUCAUGAAUUAAAUACUACUAAGAAAAAUCUUACUGUCUGUUUUUUUUUUGUUGUUUUUUCCCGCUUGUAAGUCAAAAUGUAAUUUGAUAAAUUUACUUACCUAUUCCAAUAAAGCUGGUUCUUCUUUUUAAUCAUUA